CCCCGAACCCGCCCCCGCCGGCCCCCGCGGGGGAUGCCCCGCUGAAGCGCGGGGCCGGGGAUGCGGCAGCGCGCAGCCCGCCGGCCCCGCGGAGCGCAGCGCGGAGGGGCCGCGCCGGGGGGCGGCCGCGGAGCAUGGCCAGGGCGCCCGGCCGCCCUCUCGGGGUAGCAUGGCCGUGAGCGCGGCGGCCGCCCCCGCCGCCGAGCCGCUGCCCCGCAGCAUCUUCAAGAAGUUCCUGGUGAUGCUCUGCUCCCUCCUCAUGUCCCUCUACGUCUUCUACUGCCUGGCUGACCGCUGCCAGACGCUGCCCGGACCCAUCAUCGCCGCCGGCGCCGCAUCCGAGGAGGACGAGGGCGGCGGCGGGGAGUUCCUGGGCGGCUCGGCCGAGCUGCCCCCCUGGCAGGCGGCGGCGGCGCGGCGCAAGCGGCUCCUGCAGCGGCUCAAGCAGCGGCGGCGGCGGCAGGAGGCGGCGCCGGGCGCGGAGGAGCCGGCCGGGGGCGGCGGGAGCCGGGCCGGCGGCUCGGGCGGCGGGGGCGGCGCGGCGGGCACGGCCGGCACCCUGGCCCUGCUGCUGGGCGAGGGCAGCAAGCGCCUGCCGCAGGCCAUCAUCAUCGGCGUCAAGAAGGGGGGGACGCGGGCGCUGCUGGAGUUCCUGCGGGUGCACCCCGACGUGCGCGCCGUCGGCGCCGAGCCCCACUUCUUCGACCGCAACUACGAGCGGGGACUCGCCUGGUACAGGGACCUGAUGCCCAGGACUCUGGAGGGGCAGAUCACCAUGGAGAAGACCCCCAGCUACUUUGUCACCAAGGAGGCCCCAGCCCGCAUCUCCUCCAUGUCCAAGGGCACCAAGCUGAUCGUGGUGGUGCGGGACCCCGUGACCAGAGCCAUCUCAGACUACACCCAGACGCUCUCCAAGAAGCCUGACAUCCCCACCUUUGAGAGCCUGACCUUCAAAAACAGGACUACAGGCCUGAUAGACACCUCGUGGAGCGCCAUCCAGAUUGGCAUCUACGCCAAGCACCUGGAGAACUGGCUCCUCUACUUCCCCAUCGGGCAGAUCCUCUUCGUCAGCGGGGAGAGGAUGAUCAGCGACCCCGCGGGGGAGCUGGGCAGGGUCCAGGACUUCCUGGGCCUCAAGAGGAUCAUCACUGACAAACAUUUCUACUUCAACAAGACCAAGGGCUUCCCGUGCCUGAAGAAGGCGGAGGGCAGCAGCAAACCCCACUGCCUGGGGAAGACAAAAGGCAGGACCCACCCUGACAUUGACCAGGAGGUGGUGCAGAGGCUGCGGGACUUCUACCGGCCCUUCAACAUGAAGUUCUACCAGAUGACAGGGCAGGACUUCGGCUGGGACUGAGGCUGAGAGAAAUAAUUUAAGAAAAGGAAAAUAUAAUAUAAUAUAUAUAUUUUUUUUACGUAUCGGUAGAGAGGGGGGAAAUAUGGGGGGAAAAAAAAUAAUAGCUGUGCUGAAACAUGAUUUGUUCUGAUUUGUUUGGGUUUUUUUUCUUUUUUCACACUGCUUUGUUUCCUUCCUUCUCUCGGGGAAGAGGUGCUGUGUACAUCCAGAAAAGGAGGCUGUGAACAGCAGUCUGGUCCUAUUGAUAAGAGCAGCUUCCCUCAAUGGUUUAGCACUGCCUCUGUAAAAAAAUACAGGUGCAAAGUUUUUAGAAGUGACAGGGAUGUUUGGGGUAGCUCAGAGUCUUCCUGAAUGUUCAGCCAGGUUUUGGCUUGCAAGUGCCAUUUUGGCCAGACCUCACCACUUUUGACAAUAAAACAAAGGUGGCUUAAUACCUAAUUUGGCUUUCCAAACGUUACCUUAGGGGAUUUUUUAUUGCAUGAAACAUUUGGUGAAUUUUGCUUCCACUUAUCCAAUUUUUUGUUUUACUUUUACCCCUCUUAAAUCAAGCCCUUUUCAUCAGCCAAAAUUAUUUUUCCUCUUAAGGAAGCCAAAACCAAUAAUCCUUUGUUUUGUUUUGAGGCAAAAUAAUUUUGGUAGCCAAAAGUGGAAGAACACAAAUGAUUCUUUUGACUCUGUAAUGAAAAUUGCCAAAGUAGUCAAAAGGCCUCAUUCACGGGAGCUGGCUCUAAACCAGUGUUUCCUAUUGCAUCCCUUUUACUCUGACAGCAAAAUGGUUUUCUAAGGUUGUUUUUUUUCUAAGGGGGGGCCCAUCUGAAGGGAUUUUGGGGAUGGGAAGGAAGGUGUACACUGAGAUGAUGCUCAUGGCACACCCUGAAGGUGUUGGAGGGACCCACCAGGCAUAGGCAGGAGAAUUCUUGGUGGCCAGUGGGCAUGGUUUGAGCCAUAAGGAUGAAUGUUUUAAAUUUGGCCAGUCUUAAAUAGACUGGAGGAAGGGUUGGUUGGGAAAAAGUGAACAGUAAUCAUAUCCAGAAAGAGGAAUGAGAAAACAAUAGUUCUUUCCUAAAGGAGAACUGAGGGGGAAGAUUUUAAGAGCUUUAAAAACUGUCAGGCAAAAUUAAUCUCCUUUACCACGUUGUUUUAGCUGGUGGAAAGGUUUCAGUGACAGAAAUCUGUUAGUGAAGCAGUCUUUUAUUAUCAUGGGCUCAUUUAUCUGCUGGCUCUUGAUCUUCAAGCAUUUCUAAGCUGUGGGAGCACCCAGUUAUACCUUGGUGCUGCAUAAGCAACAUGGCAAUGCUCCCUCUCCUGAGCCCAGCUUUGAAAAGUACCUGAGGAGAUAAAACAAACCAAGUGGGGAUCCCCCAGGAGUGUGGCUAGGAAGAAGCCUGGGGAUGAAGUUCACUGGCUCCCUGCAUACCAGCCAAGAUCUUAAUACAAUCCCAGCAGAGCAGAGAUUGCAAAGAGUCCAAAGGGAAUUGUAUCAGAGGUUACAAUUUCACCUGAGAGGGAGGCAUUUCCACCUUGGCAAGUUAGGAGAGGAGUUUGGUGACCCACUCAGCCUCAUGGCAGUGGAUUCCUCUGCAUGUGUGGAACCAAAUCUUCUCCUGGCUGCCCUAAACCACCUUUCUACUCAGCCCUGCAUGCCUCCUGUUCCCAAAGAUGCUGAGCCCUGGAACCUUCCUAUCCCCUGAGGACACAAACCCACAGGGUUUUGCAUGCCAGGCCCAUUUCCCAAGGGAAUGAAAAGAGCUUCAUUCAGCUCCUGAGGCCCCAGGAGCUUUUCCCACAGUUGCCAUUGCAAAGCUCUACCUGAGCCCAGGUUUCCGUGCCCCAGCUGGCAGAGAAGGGGUGGUGGGUUGGUGGCAGCAGAGGCAGACUGUGCUCAGCACUCUGUCGUGGUGUGGCACAGCUCAGUGCCACUUUCACUGCCUCCACUGAUGCUUUCCCCAUUUAUGUCCCAUUAUAAGGCCUUUAUUGGCAAUGUCCCAUGCCACAAAUGCAUAAACACUUUACCUAACAGCAGAAAGGAGGAUAAGGCAUCACACAGACCUCCAAACAUCCCUUUUCUUGCCUGCCUCCCUCCAGACCCUCAAUAUUCACACAAGACAUGAGAUGAGAAGACCAGAGAUGGUCACAGAGCUUUGGCUCCAUGAGACCAUGGUCCCUGCCAGCAUCUGCAGAUCAAAUCAGAAGCUGGGAGAGCACUGGGCUCUUGGUGAUGGUCUCUUCAGUGUGUCACAGGAGGUGAGGGGAGCAAUCUGCCUGUGCUGGUCAGAAUGGGCAGAAGGCAUAGCCAAAAGAAUGGUGGGUAAUUAUUGGGAAAAAUAUUCUUAUAGCAAGGCUUUUUGUGGCAAGAAUGGGGGAUGGAGGCCUCCCAUGCUGUGCUCUUUCAUCCAAAUGGAAAAAACAAGGUGGUAGUGAGGAUGAGGCAUGAGUCACUCACAGGCACAGCCAAACAAUGCCAACACCAGCAAGGCCCAAAAUCUGAGGUCUUCCCAGCUGAAAAGAAGAUUUAAGUGUGUCAUUUCUUUGGUGUUUCAAGGAGAGUUAAGGUUGGGGUAGUAUGGACUUGCCUUUGACAAAUGGUUGUGGUUUAAGCCCAGCUGGGAUCUCUGCCCCCUCACUCACUCUGCAGGUGAGAUGGGGAAGAGAAUUGGAAGAGUAAAUCUAAGGGAACCUCUGGGCUGAGAUAAAGACAGUUUAAUAGGUAAAGCAAAAGCUGCACACACAAGCAAAGCAAACCAAGAAAUUAUUUCCAGACUUCCCAUGGGUGCUCAGAUGCUCAUUGCCAGGGCAGCAGGGCUCCCUCAAGCUUGGAAUGGUGACUUGAGAAGACAAACAGCAUCACUCCAAAGAUUUCCUGCUUCCUUCUUUCUGCACUUUUGUAGGCUGAGCAUGAUUCCAUGUGGUCUGGAAUAUCCCUUGCAUCAGCUGUGGUCAGCUGUCCUGGCUGUGUCCCCUCCCAGCUCCUUGUGCACCCCCAGCGAGCAGGAAAAACCUUGAUGCUGUGUAAGAACUGCUCAGCCACAAUGAAAACAUCCCUGGGUUAUCAAUAUUUGUGCUUUCCCAGCACAAAUCCAAACCACAGUCCUGUGAACAAAAUGAGCUCUACUGCAGCCAAAACCAGCAGACAAAUAUAAACAUCACUUACGAGUAUGAUGUUGUAAAAAAUCAAUAUAGUUAUAUUGCUGUUUUCUCCCGUACAGUGGCAUUUGCACUACUAUAAAACAGCUUUAUAGGGCCACAGACUGGUCUCCCCAUAUUGGACAAGCCACAGCAAUACCAAGCAUUUCUUACAGCUGAGUAUCUGCACCUGCCACCAAAUCCCUGUCAUUAAACGAGCAGGGCCUUGAUGUGUACACAAGCCCAUCAAAUGUGCCUUUAAAAACUCUUCCCAGCACAUCAAGCUAAGCCACUUAGGAAUACUUUCCCCUAAAUACUUCAGUGUUUUACUCCCCCUCGUUUCCAAGGGUUUGAAUACCUUGUUGCACACCUUGUAAAGCUAUUUAGGGAUCUGAGACUGUGAUUGAUUGGUUUUGAUCUGGGCCAUAAGUAGUUUUGAAAAUCCCUCCACAUAUGAACAAUGGCUUUUAAAAAGAGGUCAUGCAACCAAAUUGCUUUGAACUCUAAUAGCAUUUAAGCCUCUAAACUCUUUAGGCUUAUUUGAAAAUCCAGCCAUGAAGUUUAGAUUAUUUUAACCUAAGAAGAAUUGGAGGUAAACUAUUGAAAACUCCAUUCCUCCAGGACCUGCAGUGCUGAGCACAUGUAUUGGAGGGGAAAUCAAAAAUAACUAUGAAUAAAAAAGUGACCUAUAUAGUGUUUUUCUUAAAAAAAAAAAAAAGGCAGAAAAAUCAAAAUACUAACUGUGAGGAAAUAAUUAGGUUAUUAAAACUGUAUGCAACAGUUUCUGAGUUUCUCUCCUCCCUCCCUUCACUUGGUGAUACUGUGAUUCUUCUCCCUUUGGUGCUAUUUCAGUAUGAAAAAAACCCUGAUUUUAAUUUAAUUUAAGAAUGAAAAAGCACACAUUUAAUAAAGUUUACGGGUACUGAGAGGCUGUGCUCUCUUUUUGCUGGUGGCAGCAAGCUGGAAAGAGGGGGCAGGUUUAUGAAAAAAGGGGGGGAAACCACAAAAUUACCCAUUUGUGUCUGAAUUUAGUCUCAUAAACCUAACUCACUCCAUGGCUCUGCCUUCUGUGAACUCCCCAGUGGCAUCAUUGGCAUUGUUCCCAUGACUUCUUGUCUUCCACCACAUCAAGGUCAAUGCCACACUCCUUUCUUUAAAUUGCAAAAAUCCUCAAACAGUCAUGUCUCCCUGUCUCCCUCAGCGCUCACCCCUUUGCUCUCCCUGGCCCUGCCACCUCCACAGCAUUUCUCCACUGAGAGGGAUGAAUUCCUGCUUCCCCUGACCUGGGGAGUUCAGGAAUGGUCCCAGUUCACACUGUGAAACCCGAGGGGAAAGGAAUUCCUCAAGAAAUAUAUACAGUGGAGAAGCCCCCCUGUAUCAGGUUUGCUGUGUGGUCAAGUAGAGUGAUAUUCUAUUUACUUUUUUAGAUGUAUAAACAGAUUAAGUCCCAGGGAAAAUAUGCUCCCAAACUUCAUAAUAUUUUAUUAAACCA
Molecule: messenger RNA, 5972 nt
Organism: Prinia subflava (tawny-flanked prinia)
Lineage: Eukaryota; Metazoa; Chordata; Aves; Passeriformes; Cisticolidae
Gene: HS3ST3A1
Product: heparan sulfate-glucosamine 3-sulfotransferase 3A1
Exons: 2
Coding region: 170-1357 (395 amino acids)
Molecular function (GO): [heparan sulfate]-glucosamine 3-sulfotransferase activity
Source: RefSeq, a predicted model, not a curated record